This is a messenger RNA of Blepharisma stoltei, 825 nucleotides long. Lineage: Eukaryota; Ciliophora; Heterotrichea; Heterotrichida; Blepharismidae. The record is from the annotation of a GenBank genome assembly.
AUGGAAGACCAUGCAAGUGUAAAAAACUUCAUUUAUUCUAAAAUUUCUAUGGAAUUCGUGAGGAAAAGGGUGAUUUCUGAAGAAAUUGCGAAGAGGUGGAAUACAUUUCAAAGACCUGAGCGAGGGAUUGCAAGAAGAAUACACAACUCGUUUAAAGCUUAUGAUAGUGCUCCGAUUAUAAUUUUUGGGAUUCCUUUAACUUUCCUUUUUACAAGUGGAGCAAUCUUUUAUAGAAUGAAUUCAAUUUCAGCGAUAGCAAACCUCGCAAUUUCUGCAGCGCUUUUUAUUGGGUUAAUGGAUGCUGCCAAAGUUUAUUAUGCAUUUUCUUAUUAUGGAAAAGAGAUUGAGCUAAUUCAAGAGAAAUAUGAUGUGAAAGUAAGAAUUCCUUAUUUGAAUUAAAAAAAUAAAAUGUUGAAGAAAGUUUGUCUACAAGGUGGCUGGACCCUCCUGAUGAAGCUGAAAACAGGGCCACUGUUGUUUUUUGAAGUAGGACUUCAGUCUUGAUAACGCCUUGCCGAAGAGGAAGUUUUGUUCGCCUGAAGGUUUUGCUGUCCCUGCCAGGUGGGCUUACAGGUUUAUCUCUCACAUAGUCUUCAUCUAUAGGGUUAUCGCUGCACCCGGCAGAGGGUAGCUCUAAACUAGGGAGUUAAUCCUUAGGCUAGGUGAUUUCGCUAGAAAAUUCAAGAGGGCGGAAUUGUUCGGGCUUUACACCAUUUGCAACCUGAUUAUACUCACUCAGGGUAGGCUGCCAUUCUGGGAUUAAGGUAUCUGGCUUGUGGGAUGCCGGCUAUGCUGGUGCAACAUUUUAAUCUUUAUUCGAAUUAA